CAUAAAAACCCAGCCUGGUCCUCACUCACUCAUUCACAUUCUCCAAUCCAGAAAGUAAAACAGAGAAAAAUUCAUCCAUCAAUGGCGGCUUCGUCGCUUCUCUCUCUCAUCUCUGUCUUUUGCCUCUUAUUAGCUUCAUCUUCAGCAUCUAUAGCUCCCAAACCCAAAACCACCACCACCACCAUCACUAUCCCUCUCUCACCAUUCUUCUCCAAACACCCAUCCUCAGAUCCGGUCAAGACCCUCAAUUCCCUCGCCUCUGCUUCUCUAACCAGAGCCCGCCACCUCAAGCGCCCCAAAUCCAGCUCUCCACUCGCCAAAACCCAAGUCUUCCCUCACAGCUAUGGAGGCUACUCUAUCUCCCUCAGCUUCGGCACACCCCCACAAACCACAUCUUUCCUUUUGGACACUGGCAGUAGCCUCGUCUGGUUCCCCUGCACCUCUCGCUAUCUCUGCUCCAGUUGCAACUUUCCCAACAUCGACCCGCAAAAAUUCCCAACUUUCAUUCCAAAGCAAUCAUCUUCUUCGAAGAUUGUGGGUUGCGAAAACCCCAAAUGUGCCUGGAUUUUUGGCCCAAAUGUGCUCUCUCGUUGCAAAGAUUGCAGCUCAUCUUCCAAAACCUGCUCACAGGGUUGCCCUCCGUACUUCCUUCAAUACGGUUCUGGGUCAACCGCCGGGUUGUUACUUUCCGAGACCCUGGAUUUUCCCGAGAAAUCCGUCCCAGAUUUUGUCGUCGGAUGCUCCAUAUUAUCGACCAGACAACCCGCCGGCAUUGCCGGGUUCGGGCGCGGCCCCGAAUCGCUGCCCUCACAACUGGGUCUCAGCAAAUUCUCUCACUGUCUACUCUCACGCCGCUUCGACGACACCACGGAGAGCAGUGACCUUGUUUUGUACCGUGGGCACGGUUCUGCCAAGGCCCCGGGCCUGAGCUACACGCCGUUCCACAAAAACCCCAUUACCAAUAACUCCGCACUCCGUGAAUACUACUACUUAACGCUUCGCAAAGUGAUCGUGGGCAAUAAGGCCGUCAAGAUCCCCUACAAAUUUCUUGUCCCGGGGGCCGAUGGUAACGGUGGGACCGUGGUGGACUCGGGAACGACCUUCACCUUCAUGGAAAGCCCGGUCUUCGAACCCGUGGCACGCGAGUUCGAGACCCAGAUGGCUAACUAUUCUAGAGCUCUUGACGUGGAAGCCAGGUCCGGUUUGAGGCCGUGUUUCAAUAUUGCGAAUCAGAAAACGGUGAAUAUUCCGGAUUUAACCUUUGAAUUCAAAGGCGGUGCGAAGUUGGCAUUGCCCUUUGUGAAUUAUUUUGCGCUUGCUGGUAACGUUAGCGUCGUGUGCCUGACUCUUAUAACGGACAGUGGGGUCGGUCCGGGGAUGGCUAGCGGUCCGGCGAUCAUAUUUGGAAAUUUUCAGCAGCAGAAUUUCUAUGUGGAGUAUGAUUUGGAAAAUGAGAGGUUUGGCUUCCGGCAACAGAGUUGCAAGAAGUGAGCUGGCGUAACGGUAGGACAAAUAAUAGCUGGCUGCGAGGGCCAUGAAUCCAUAAUGGAGAUUGGUCUCUAAUCUCUAUUGGAUGGGCACGCCCAUGUGAGUACGGUUGGGAGAAGAGUAAAGCUCGUGAUGUAGCUGGGCAAUGGCGGAUAAUGUGCUUUUAUGGUUAAUUCUGGGAUGCCGGUGAAAUUUAGAUUUAUUUACUAAUUUUGUUUUUCUUACGACGAUUGUUCAAUUAGUUAAAGUAAAAGGCUAUGGUCAUAUUAUUAUGAUCUUUCAUUAAUAAUUUAUUAAAAAAUUCAUCGAGGUAUGAUUGUAAUAUGUUCGUGUUGUGUCGGUACUAGCCGUUAUAUA
Messenger RNA from Alnus glutinosa, 1845 nucleotides. RefSeq names its product probable aspartyl protease At4g16563. Gene Ontology annotation, molecular function: aspartic-type endopeptidase activity. Lineage: Eukaryota; Viridiplantae; Streptophyta; Magnoliopsida; Fagales; Betulaceae. The record is from RefSeq and is a predicted model, not a curated record. The transcript has a single exon. Bases 82 to 1491 code for a protein of 469 amino acids. Gene Ontology annotation, cellular component: extracellular region. Gene Ontology annotation, biological process: proteolysis.